Acytostelium subglobosum LB1 is the source of this 1683-nucleotide messenger RNA. RefSeq lists its product as hypothetical. Lineage: Eukaryota; Evosea; Eumycetozoa; Acytosteliales; Acytosteliaceae. The record is from RefSeq and is a predicted model, not a curated record. The transcript has a single exon. Bases 1 to 1683 code for a protein of 560 amino acids.
AUGAAGGUCAAGGUACAUAAUUAUAAUUACAGUCUUGACUUUGUCCACUUUAUCAAGGAGUACGAUAGACAGCGUGGCGACAACACUGUCCAUGAGUUACCUGCAGACUUUUAUUCAACAUCAACAUCAACAACAUCAACAUCAACAAACAAUAACAAUAAUAAUAAUAACAAUAAUAAUAAUAAUAAUAGUAACAAACAACAACAAACACCAAAGACUUUGAAGAAACAAGACAAAGCAUCAACAUCUUCAUCAAACUUACUACUUCUUCAAAAUCAUGAUGCGCUGGCUCUGACAACGACUCAGCCACCCAACACACCAACUACACCUGCAGCCAACAGCAGCAAUGCUGUAGCCAAUAACAACAACAACAACAACAAUGGACGACGCACUUCCAUUGCACCAUCACCAAGCCACACAUCGCCAACACUCUCCGCGUCACUCUUAUCAGCGUCAUCUGGAAACAUUGUUGUCACAUCACCCGAGUUGCUCUCUGCACACCCAUUGCUCUCGAUGCCCCUGCAGUUGCCUCCACCGAGGAGGGGACCUGGCCGUCCCAAAAAGGCAGACCAGGAGCAGCAGCGUCGCUACGAAGAGCAGCAGUCCCUGUUGGCGCAGCUGCAGGCGCUCGUGCCAAUGGACGAUGACCUGAGGAACUCUAUCCCAGCGCUGGCCGAAAUGGAGCAGCAUCGUCAACAGCAGAAUCAUCAGCGACAACAGAACCAACAGAUACUCCAUCAACAACAGCACCCACAUCAACCUCAAGGUGGUCAAGGUCACCAGCCGCAACAAUCACAGCAGCAAGGCAAACGAAAGAGCAAUGUACAAAUGACAAAGGAUGACGAGGAGCACGAGACUGAGGACGAAGAUGCCGAGGAGGAAGAUGAGAGCGCGUCAGAGUUGCUUAGUAGUGAUGACCACAUCAGACCAACGACCAAGACGACAAACAGCAUGAAGAGGAAGCGCAGUGGACGAAGAGCAUUGAGUGAUGAGGAUCACUCUGUUGACGAUGAUGACGACGAGGAGGAGAGUAUGCAGAGCUCAGACAGCGAGCAUCUGUUGAUCGACAAGAAAGAGAAGGAGAAGGAGAAGGAGAAGGAGCAGCAGAUUCAGGAGGCCAACAGGAGAAGGAGGUCAGAGUACACAUUCGACCCAAGCAGCAGCAGUAUCACACCGACGUUGGUACACACGACUGGAGCCAGUGGUAGUGUACCAGGAGGUAUGAGGACAAGGGGCAGGAGUGCGAUGCUCCAACAUGAUGAGCCCUCGACCACUGCGGAGCCAGAGAAAGAUGCCAAGACAAUGGCUGCACCUGCGACCCCAACACAAUUGCCUCAGCGAGGUCACGGAAGACAGGCAUCCACGACCUCCGCACCAGCUACACCUGGUGCCCCCGCCACACCGACCGCCACAUCGGCAGUCACUUCCGCCCCAUCCACACCUGCUGCACCAACCGAGUUAAAGGUUGCAGCAAUGACGCCAACUACUACUACAACAACACCUAUUACCACAACACCCAACACAACAACGGCACCAGCUACGCCAUCUACACCAUCCACACCUGCAGAGGCAGUGGCAAAGGGUGCAGCAGCACCAUCACCAGCCAAUCCAUUGGAGAAGAGGAGAGGACCAGGUCGUCCAAGAAAACAUCCACGACCAGACGAUCAGCCAGCUGCCAAGUAA